CCCCCAGAGGAGGCCCAGAACCGGUUCAGAUAUCCACCGCCACCGAUGUCGGUCGUGAGCGCGUUUCGCAUUGCGCUAACCACAACCCCACCGCUCCCUACGCGCACAACAUCCCCGCACGCACGCACGCGGCGGAGGAGGAGGAGCGGAACAUGAACGGCGGAUCGAGGCGAGGAGGGGCAUUCGGCAUGGAGGCGCGCCGCGCCGCUACGGAGGAGAAGAGAGCGAGAAAGCUCAAUUUCUCAUCCCGGCAGCAGAGUGGAAGAGGAAUAAAAUGAAAUAAUCCCUACAAACGUCCGGGACGUCGCAACGUGGUGGGGCAGGGGGACACAGUCGGCUCCCGGCAGCCAUCCCCGCCUCGUGUAGCCGGGGCGUCAUUUUCGUGGCAUUACCAUUUUCACGGGGUGAGAAAACAAUAACAACAAUGUAAUCAAUAUUUUAUUUUGCCGGCGUUCGCGUGAACGUUGCGCGCCCAUGGAAGCAUUCAUUGUCUGGGUCGAAUGAGACCGCACACGGGAAUUUAUGGGUUUGUCAUAUACAGUGCGUGCGGGUGCGCGCGUGUGUUAUAUAUGAAUGAAUUAAAUGACAUCUGGGCCACUGUGCAGAGAGCCACUGCAGCAGAUGUGGUGGCGGUGCGGUUUUUUGUGGUGGGGGUGUUUAUUCCGUGGCAACGAGCUGGCGGAUUUCGUGGCAUCAGCAGCGGCGCGAUUUGAGAAUUCCUCUCCUAAGAAAGAAGAAGGGAACGCACGUGUAUAUAUAUAUAUUUUUUAAUAAAAUCACGGACGGCGCUUGACCAAAAUUCGUGGGACGAUGCCCCCGGCUGUUAAAAAGAAGAGGCACGGGAGGAAGAGAUCGACGCGACACAGAGGUUGAACGAUGACCAAGUCCUCCAGGACGUCUCAACGAGGAAUGAGCAGCAUACGCGGGCAAUAGAGUCGGAGGUUUGGAGCUGCUGAAUAUAACUGACAACAAAGGAAAUUAUCGGAAGCAAAUGUGAGGCUCAAAGUAAGACUGAAAUAGGGAUGCUACUGCCCGGGGGUGAAAUGUGAACUCAAAUCGUCGGAGGUCACAAAAUUCCAUCCCUUACAAUACAUUCAAGGUAAAAAAAUGGAAUGGCUGCAAUGCAGCUGCUGUAGCAUGCCUGUGCACUGGCGUGUGACCUUUGUCCAAUGGUAGAGUCUUAUAAAAGCGUGCACUUUCUUUUACAUGCACUCAAAAGACAAUAUUCAUCAAUCCGGCCAACCAAAAGAUGAACUCUCUCAUGCACCUGCCUCCGAAUUGUCCUAUCACAACAACAAUAGCCUCCUCCCACAAGCAGAAGGGAUGUCAUCUCUCAACUAGCGCUCUUGCUUCGACAGUCCGACCAAGGAGACAUUCGGCCGUGAAUGCGAAGGAAGGGCCAACCAAUGGCUUGUAUUCAAUCGACUUCGAAGACAAGCGAGGGGGGACCACUCGACUUGUUUCUGGAGCAGCUCGUCCCACCAGAGCGCCACUAAGGCGACGGAGCGCGUGACCGAGGCGCUCGAUACCGGAACGCACGCGUGCAUUUGAGGGCCCUGCUUGGCCAUGCCGGUACGCAAAUACCGCCCGGUGCGGUUCCUGCGGCCUCCUUGGUCAGUGAAACGCGGCCACCUCGGGUGCCGCUCGCACCUCGUCGGGCCCUUCAGCAUCUUCUGCCUCUUCGUCGUCCUCUCCGCCUUCCCGCCGCAGUGGCUAAGCUCGCGGCACGCCGCCCCUUUUGCCUUUUCUCCGGUUUCGCCAGACUACGGAGAGAGUGAGCGACAGCCCCAGCCGCCGCUGCUAGUGGGGGAGGACGGAGGCGUCUUCUACCGCGCGCGGGGGUUUACACGGCGCCGAAACACCGACGCGCUAGCAGCGUGGACGCUGCGGGCUCGUUCGGAGUGGACAGACGGGCGUUCGAAUUACGCGGGCGACGGAAAACCCGUUUAUGCAAAGGCCACUGCGGUGAAGGUGAACGCCUCAAAGUCUGGGCCAGCAGUCCACAGGUUGGUGUCAAUGGGUCACGUGGAGUUUGCCGAGAACCUUUCUGUCGCCCACGCUGCCUCCGAUGGUGACAACGAUGUUCCGAUGGAGAGCCACAAUUUUGCGUACAUCCUCAACGAGCCCAACAAGUGCAUGCCGAGCCACCCCUUUCUCGUGCUCCUCAUAUCUUCCGUGCCGGCGCAGCUCGACGCCCGCCAGGCUAUCCGUGAUACCUGGGGGAACGAGAGUCUGGUGCCGGGCAUCGUCAUCAAACGGCUCUUCCUGCUGGGAGCGGCGCCUGCGGAGGCAGGAUCGUUGCGUGUGCAGUCGCUCCUCGAGGAAGAGAGCCGUCGUCACGGGGACCUCCUGCAACAGAACUUUGUGGACACUUACUACAAUCUGACGCUAAAGACCAUGAUGGGCCUCCACUGGGUGUCGGAGCACUGCUCUGACGCGGCCUACGUCAUGAAGACCGACAGCGAUAUGUUUGUAAACGUGGAGUUUUUGGUGAGCACGGUUCUCAAGCCAGAGCUCCACCAGCCUUCGCUCCCUGACUACUUCACGGGCUACCUGAUGCGCGGCUACUCCCCGAACCGCAAUCCCGAGAGCAAAUGGUACAUGCCGGUGGAGGUGUACCCGGGGGAAAGGUACCCCACUUUCUGUUCGGGCACCGGCUACGUUCUGUCGGGCACACUGGCCGCUCGCGUCUACCGCGUGUCCCUCACCAUCCGGCGGCUGCACUUGGAGGACGUCUACGUGGGGCUGUGCUUGGCCAAACUCCGUGUGACGCCCACCGCUCCGCCCAGUGAGUUUCUCUUCAACCACUGGCGGGUGUCCUACUCGGCGUGCAAGUACAGCCACCUGGUUACGUCGCACCAGUUCUCGCCGGCCGAGCUGCGCCGCUACUGGGGUCACCUGCAGCAGCACCGGAGCAGCCCCUGUGCGGGCAGGCGCGGCAAGGGCCGCAACCGGAACAUUCGAGCCCGCCGGCGCCGGCAGGAGAUUCCAGAAAGGCUGCCCCGGAAUGCGAUUCACAUCAACUGACGGGCCCUGGAGAGGAACCAAUCAAUGGACGUGGAAUGUCGAACGCUUACUUUCUGUGAUCGUACAACGUGAAUAUGAAAGGAAUCGAGGUUUUUGAUGUUGGCCGAUUGACAGCAAGCUUCCUCUCGUCAUUCCAGGUUAUCCUGUCGUAAUGCAUUUGAGGUUUUUUUUUUGCUCCGCAGAACCUUCCCCUGUGCCAUUUUUUUAAUCACAAUUCCACCUUCCUCCUGCCUGCUGCACUUACUCCUUGCACUGCUUCCCAUGACGUCAUCUGUGUCCCAUCUGAUUCACAUGUCCGAGUGACCUUUAUAUCCAUGACGUCUGAUCUAAGUAGGGCAUUCAUUUGCCACAUUUCGUUUCUAUUGCAGUGGAUGAGAAACCUGGAGUGAGAAUUGGUGACAAGAGCCUGCACAAUGCUUCUGGAAAGAUUAUGGUUUAAGUUAAUAGACCACACAACGCAUUUCGAUGUGACACCGUUUGGACUCGGCAAUUCCCUAUAUUGAUUUUUAAACGUCCUUGCAGAAAUUGUUUACAUUUUAUAACUUAUACAGAUUUGAUAAAAAAUGAAAUCGUAUAGCAUGAAGUGCCCAGUACGGUUUAUCUUUAAACAAACUAUGGGUCCACUGGAGCGCUUUUGGGGCCAAUGAAUGAGUGUUUUUCAUGACAUCUGACUGUCGACCAGGCCUCGUUGGGCCCACCGAAAUGAAGCUCACCCACUAUGCCACCAGUCACCUACCGGAAAGUGCGACAGUUGCCACAAACACUGCUGUAAGCGAUUAUCAUCUUGUAUGGGAUUGUUGUCAUCCCCGACACAAGACUCUUGAUGAACACCACGAUGGUUGUGGUAAGCUGUGGUGUUGUGCUGCAGUGCCAAAGGGGUAGUGAUCGUCAUCAGGAUGUUUUUUUUAAAAGCCAUUUCAAUCCACUGCUGAAUUAAGGGGCUGCUACGCCAGUGCCCCGACACCAAGUCCUAUGCAGCCACGAAAGGAAAAUACAGCAGCGCUGAGUUUUACUCUGAAUCGUUGUUGAAUUCACCACACGGUAGUGACAUUGUUUUCAUGUUUUAAGGUGUUUUAGCUGAGCAUUUUAAAUAAUGUAAGACAUGGUCGUGCGAGCCUGUGACCAUAACUCUCCGAUUGCUCCACGUUACUGCUCUACACAGCGCUAGACUCCCAACCCCAAAGUGUCACAAUUACAUGACGAUUUGGGUAAGGGCUUGGUGCAGAUCGUGUUGCAGUUUGGUUAACAUGGGAAUGAAAUGGGGUCCCCUGUCCAAUUUUUCAUUCACUCAUUGUAGGCAAGCGCCUGCACACCUUCAACCCGUGGACCCAGCUACAAUUGUACCACUCAAUAGCUAUGCCGCCGAAUGCAAAUUUUCUGAAUGCACCCAGUGCAUGCAAAGAAUUUGCCUCGGGAGUAUCCCACGUCGGAAAAAAGGGGCAUUUUUUCGUGGCUUUUUUGUUGUGAACUUUUAAAUAAUUGAUGUUCGUAUGAAACUUUAAUAUAACUAUCGAAACCUUACAACAGAAUCCAAAAUUGGACAAAUUGAUGAGAGGUUCAUAUAAAAUAAAUGGAACUGAAAUGAUAAAAGGUGAUUCGGUGUAAAUUUUAAGAAAGACUUUUGUGUGGGAGUUCAAGUUGAACGUCAGCAAGCCUGGUAUGUAACUUGAACCAUAAAACCCCAUUCUCAAAUGUUGCUAGCCCCAACACGCCUAGUCUUAACCUUGCCUGGCAUCUUUCACCAUAAAUAGGACACUUAACAAGCCUAACCUUUAUCAGUCAACUUUAACAAGGCACGUCUUUGGCCUGACCCUAACACAUCCGGGCGCUUACCCAAACGCUAAUCACUACUCUGUGUAGUUUGAACCUUGCCAUAUUGAUUGAUUGACCUUUUCUCUCCCGAUAUCAAAUCGAUGUCUCAUCAACUCAAGUUCUUGAUGCACAACCCAAGGAGCAAUUUAAGCCAUUUCCAAUAAUGUUGUGAGUUAGUAAUGCUGUAGCCAAUUCGCAUGCCCUUUUUGUUUACUCGCAAAUUAUGGCCGAAAGAGAUUUCGGAUCAAAAUGUGAUGCACUCUACCACCAAGUGUCCCUGCAGAAGACAGUCUAACGGAUAAGGGGGCCUUCCUGUUUGAGGCUGAUGUUUUGAAGGCGCCCUUGGUAUGUAGAAUCGAUUGAAAACUGAACCUCACAGCCUAUAACGUGUCUCACUAUGUGUGUGCAGCCCUUGCCCCUGUGUGCACUAUGAAAUGUAACGUACGUGUAUAUGCACUAUGAAUUAUGGUGUUGGGCCUUUCAUAUUAUCUGCAUGCUGUAGGCCUAGGGCGUCAUAGUGAUGCAGAGUGCAGCGUAACUACCCACUGACUACUCGGUUGCAAUUGUGUACAUACAAUAUCAAUGGGCUCUCACCUGCUUAAAUAAAGGAUGUGAAUUCAUGGAUUUUUUUUUUACACGGUUAUUUAUCAUGAAGUUUCACAGUACAGUAUGCUGACCAUACACGGUGCAAUUAAGGCCGCAAUUAGCAGAGGCCAGCACUCGUGAAAUAAAACUGAGAUCGUGCUUA
Messenger RNA from Petromyzon marinus (sea lamprey), 5587 nucleotides. RefSeq names its product beta-1,3-galactosyltransferase 2. Gene Ontology annotation, molecular function: N-acetyl-beta-D-glucosaminide beta-(1,3)-galactosyltransferase activity. NCBI's taxonomy places the organism in Eukaryota, Metazoa, Chordata, Hyperoartia, Petromyzontiformes, Petromyzontidae. Gene Ontology annotation, cellular component: Golgi membrane. The record is from RefSeq and is a predicted model, not a curated record. Gene Ontology annotation, biological process: protein O-linked glycosylation.